Amphibalanus amphitrite is the source of this 434-nucleotide messenger RNA. RefSeq lists its product as uncharacterized. NCBI's taxonomy places the organism in Eukaryota, Metazoa, Arthropoda, Thecostraca, Balanomorpha, Balanidae. The transcript has 4 exons. Bases 21 to 434 code for a protein of 137 amino acids. The record is from RefSeq and is a predicted model, not a curated record.
ACCCUAACCCAUGUUUGACAAUGGGCAAUGUUGAACCAGAGGAAUGUUCUGGGCUGCUCUCUGCAAGAUCUUCAGACCAGUCAUCCCUAGGGCUAAUCAAACUAGACUCAGUUGCUGGCUUGUCAGGCUGUCUGCUGGAGGAUGACUCGCUGCCCUCGACACGACCAGCACUCUCUCCUGUGAAGGAGACUGAGCCACGCACCUCUGCCGCGGCUCCUGGGCGGCCCAGUUACGGCAUGCUCAGCUUUGAAGAGGCCGUCUCCGAAAAUGGACUGGACAACACGGGCUACGAUGACGCUUUGGAUGCCACAUUCAGCGAGGGAGAGUGUACAGAUGGGUCUGAGGCGGAGGACGAGGCUGAUGCUGACGGCGGUAUAGACUCGCGCUACCUGCGCAGCGCUGCUCUGGAUUCUGCCAGCCCCGCUGACAGGUAA